Molecule: messenger RNA, 1868 nt
Organism: Schistocerca cancellata (South American locust)
Lineage: Eukaryota; Metazoa; Arthropoda; Insecta; Orthoptera; Acrididae
Product: UDP-glucosyltransferase 2-like
Exons: 6
Coding region: 1-1491 (496 amino acids)
Molecular function (GO): UDP-glycosyltransferase activity
Source: RefSeq, a predicted model, not a curated record
AUGUCUGCCAGGCGUGGCAGCGCGUCACCUCACGGGUCGUCCAUACGGACUGCCCGUGUUACCAUCUGCACCUGUGCGGCGCCCUCAGAGUUGGGGGCGUGUCACCUGCUGACGCGGGCGCUCGGCGUAAAUCAUCAGAAUCUAACCGAGGUCGAUCUAUCUUCGUCGUAUAAAAUGAUCAGAGAGUUAGACAUCGUGGGCAUGGCUGACAUGACACCUCUGGACGUACUCCUUGGCUUACUAGCGAUGCCAUCGCCGGUUAAGUCUCAAUUGAGAGAGCCAGCAGUACAGGAUUUCAUCAGGAGAAACCACACCUUUGACUUGAUGAUCCUCGAGCGUCUGCCUUACCAAGGUUACUAUGGACUGCACCACAAGAUUGGUUCGCCACCGCUCGUCGGAUUCGUGACGUUGUCUGCAUACUCACCCGUGUAUUACGCCAUGGGGAAUGCCAUGAAUCCAGCCUACACCCCUGAAGUCUGGGAGGGCUUCUCUGAUCACAUGAACUUUUGGCAGCGCCUGUACAACACGUACUUUACACUACGUUUCAACUAUGUGUGGUUCUACAAAAUACUUCCGCAGCAGGAGAUGAUUAUGAGAGAACAUUUCGGCGCGGAACCACCUUCUGUUUACGAAACCGAACGCAACUACAGCCUACUCAUAGUCAACAACCACUUUACCACGGAGUAUCCGCGGCCUCAUCUACCGAGCGUCAUAGAAGUCACGGGACUCCACGUAUCGACCAAGGUCGAACGAUUACCAGAGAACCUACAGAAAUUCAUAGACGGAGCCGAACACGGCGUCAUCUACGUCAGUCUUGGAUCCAACGUCCGGAGCAACGCACUACCCCAGGAGAAGUUCCAGGCUUUUCUGGAGGCGUUCAGACAGCUGCCGCAACGCGUCCUCUGGAAGUGGGAGAACGACACACUGCCUUCCCAGCCGGAGAACGUGAUGGUCAGCAAGUGGAUGCCGCAACAAUCCGUGCUGGCUCAUCCAAACGUCCGCCUCUUCAUAAUGCAAGGAGGUCUCCAGAGCAUGAACGAGGCGACGUACCACGCUGUUCCACUUGUGGUCAUACCUUUCUUCGCCGACCAGCCGCACAACGCUGCCAAGAUUUCGCAGGCGGAGAUCGGCGUCAGGCUGGACUACCAUGACGUCACUAAGGACAACCUGCUGGCCGCUGUACGGACCGUUCUGGAUGAACCAAAAUACGCAGAAAACAUGAAGAGACUUUCUGCCGUAUACCGCGAGCACAAGGCGGACUCCCUGGAGCGGGCGGUGUGGUGGGUGGAGUACGUGAUCCGCCACAGGGGGGCCCCACACCUGCGCAGCGCAGCCCUCGACCUGCACUGGUGGCAGCUGCUGCUGCUCGACGUCAUCGCUUUCGUUCUGGCGGUCGCCGGCCUCACACUCUGCCUCGUCUACUUCGUCACGCGGCAGGUGGUAUCCAGCUUCAAAGGCAGCAAACAGAAACAGAAGCAGAAGAAACAGUGAUGUUCUCCAGACAGUGUUAAGCAGUCGCUGUAUCUCAGCCAAGUUUACUACAGUCCUGAACCUUUAAAGACGUUUCUUGGAGAGGGAAAUCAUGAACUGUGUCAGAUGAUACGUAUCAUGCCACUGAAACACUACUGUCAGAUUUGUGUAACACCUUUUCAUGAGAGCGGUGGUGCCAAUGCAGAUAGCGUUUUGCGGUGGAAACAGAUUCUAGUCUUCGUUGUUUUUUGUAAAUCUCACAUUUGUGCAGUAGCGUAAUAUCUCUCCCUUUAUUUUUUUAGACAUUUUGUUGUUUGACUAUCCACCUAGUUUCAGAAAUAAACAUAAUAUGUAACCCCUUUUCGGAUACAAUUCACAAUUAUUUCCUUUUCCAAACU